Messenger RNA from Manihot esculenta (cassava), 1216 nucleotides. Its product is annotated as MDIS1-interacting receptor like kinase 2. The record is from RefSeq and is a predicted model, not a curated record. Gene Ontology annotation, biological process: protein phosphorylation. The transcript has 3 exons. Gene Ontology annotation, molecular function: ATP binding; protein kinase activity. Lineage: Eukaryota; Viridiplantae; Streptophyta; Magnoliopsida; Malpighiales; Euphorbiaceae. The annotation marks the transcript as partial.
AUACUGCAUGUCGUUGAAGCUACUGAGGAUUUUGACAUCAAAUACUGCAUUGGAACUGGCAGCUAUGGCACUGUUUAUAAGGCACAACUUCCAAGUGGCAGAGUAAUUGCCUUGAAGAAACUCCAUAGGAAGGAAGCAGAGGAGCCAAGUUUUGACAAAUGUUUCAAAAAUGAGGUGAAACUGUUAACAGAAAUUCGCCAUAAGAACAUUGUGAAGCUUUACGGUUACUGCUUACAUCAAAGAGCAAUGUUCUUGAUUUAUGAGUACAUGGAAAAGGGAAGUUUAUUCUAUGUCCUAAGAAAUGAAGAUGAAGCAGUGAAAUUAAGUUGGAGGAAAAGGGUGAACAUUGUGAAAGGAAUUGCACAUGCUUUAUCAUACAUGCAUCAUGAUUGUAGUCCACCAAUUGUUCAUCGAGACAUAUCAAGCAACAACAUUUUAUUAAACUCAGAUUGGGAGGCUAUUGUAUCUGAUUUUGGAACAGCAAGAUUUCUUUAUCUUGAUUCAUCCAAUCAAACUAUACUUGCCGGCACUCGUGGAUAUAUUGCUCCAGAGCUUGCAUAUACUAUGGUGGUGAAUGAGAAAUGUGACGUGUAUAGCUUUGGAGUGGUGGCGCUGGAAAUAAUUAUGGGAAAGCAUCCCGGAGAACUUCUUUCUUCAUUACCUUCAUUACCAUCAUCACCAUCAAAUUCAAAUGUAAUGUUGAAAGAUGUGUUAGAUUCACGUCUCCUUCCUCCCAACAACCAUAUGGUUGCUCAAAGUGUGGUUCUUGGGGUCACGUUAGCACUGGCAUGCUUGAGAUCCAAUUCAAAAUCUCGACCAACAAUGAAGCAAGUGAGUAGAGAGUUCCUUGUUCACAAGCCAGUUCCAUUGUCUCAAUCUCUUCAGGAAAUUCCUCUAUGGCAUCUGAUAAAUCAAGACAUAUGCAUGCAAGAGGAAAAUUAGCUGACGUGCAAGGUAGUUACUGCUUGGGAUUGCAAGAAAAUAAUGGAGUGAAGAAAUUGUUCAAGUUGCCAAUGCACCAUCUAUUAAUACCUUUUUUAGUGUCCAUCAAUUUAGGAAAAAAAAAAGACUGAAUUUAAAAUGUAAUGAUCAUAGUUUGAAGGUCUUUGUCUAUUUUUAGGUUUAUUUUUCAUUUCAUUUUGUGGAUUAUUGUGUAACGGCCAGCAAUCUCAGGGAUUUAGUAAGUUAAAUGAUAGGCCUUGAAUCUUUUUUAUUA